Molecule: messenger RNA, 2550 nt
Organism: Carassius auratus (goldfish)
Lineage: Eukaryota; Metazoa; Chordata; Actinopteri; Cypriniformes; Cyprinidae
Product: zinc finger protein 658B-like
Exons: 3
Coding region: 457-2112 (551 amino acids)
Biological process (GO): regulation of DNA-templated transcription
Molecular function (GO): DNA-binding transcription factor activity, RNA polymerase II-specific; RNA polymerase II cis-regulatory region sequence-specific DNA binding
Source: RefSeq, a predicted model, not a curated record
AGAGCGCUGUUCUGUUUUCUCUGCUACUUUAAGAGAGAAAGAAGCAUGAUCGUUUUUCAGCUUUGCACUGCGCUCGUUUUAAAUAGAAUUCGGUGCAUUUUUGACGAUCUGUAUUUGACCUGGUCUCGCGGCGAUGACGUCACCGCUCAUUCAGUCGCGUCGAGUCUUCUGAGGAGAGGCGAGCAGCUCACGGUAUUUCUCAUAUUUACACAAAUAUCAGACACUUUUCUGGGGUUUCAGCAACACACACAGGCUCGUCAGUGUAUCGAGUUCAUUGGGUUGAGUGUUUGAUGAAUUAAACACUCAGAACAGCAGACAACAACUACAUCUUCUGCUUCCACACACAAAUUCAUCUUCAAUGAAGCUCCUCCCACUCUGGGAUCAUCUGUAAAGCUCCUCCCACUCUGGAAUUCAUCAUCAGUGAAGCUCCUCCCACAUCAACCACACCGCCAAUAAAUGCUGGAAGACCAACAUCAGAACAUCAUGAAAGAGCUGAAAUCUGAGUUUAUUAAAGAGGAAAGUGAGAACAUUAGUGAUCUAGAACACUGCAGAAUCAAACACACUGAAGAAGAACUGAGAGACCCUAAAGAAGAGAAUGAAGUGGAGAAACAUCAUGUCAAACCUGAAGAAAAACCUCUGAGUCACUCGAAUCCUAAAGUUACUUUUUUAAAGGAAACAAGAGCUGAGGAAUCUUCCACCUGCACUCAGUGUGGAGAGAGUUUAAAAAACGGACAAAGUCUUGAGAAUCACAUGAGAGCUCACACUAAAGAGAAGCCACAUUUGCAAAGUUUAAAGUCUCAUAAAAAAACACAUACUGGUGUAAAAUAUCAUGUGUGCUUUGAGUGUGGGAAGUCAUUUACUUGGGCAACACAUUUAAAACAGCACCAGAGGUUCCACACUGGAGAAAAACCUUAUAAGUGUUCACACUGUGAUAAGAGAUUCAGUUGGAUAGCACAUCUGAAAACACAUGAGCAGAUCCACAGCAGAGAGAAAACACACACAUGUGAUUUGUGCGGCAAGAGCUUCACUAGCAAAAAACGUGUUAGAGUCCAUAUGAAGAUCCACACUGGAGAAAAGCCAUACACAUGUGAUCAAUGUGGAAAGAGUUUCACUCAAUCAUCAAACCUAAAAGGACACAUGAGGAUCCACACUGGAGAAAAACCAUACACUUGUGAUCAAUGUGGAAACAGUUUCUCAUUAAAAAAUUGUCUUGAUGUUCACAUGAGAAUCCACAGAGGAGAAAAACCACAUGCUUGUGACCAAUGCGGCAAAAAAUUUCUUAGGUUGGCUGCUCUGAAGAAACACCUGACAGUUCAUACAAAGGAAAGGCCACAUUUGUGUUCUUUAUGUGGUAAGAGUUUUUCACUGCUGCAAAGUUUAAAAUCACAUCAGAAAUUACACAACACUGUGAGAGAUCAUGUGUGCUUCAAGUGUGGGAAGACUUUUACUUUGGUAAACCAUUUAAAACAGCACCUGAUGAUUCACACUGGAGAGAAACCUCACAAGUGUUCACACUGUGACAAGAGAUUUGCUCAGUCAGCAAAUCUGAAAAGACAUGAGCAGAUCCACACUGGAGAAAAACCUCACAUGUGUGAUCAGUGCGGAAAGAGUUUCUCAGUGAAAAGCAAUCUUGAUGUUCACAUGAGAAUCCACACUGGAGAAAAGCCGUAUGCAUGUGACCGAUGUGACAAAACAUUUCUUGUGUCAAGAGCCCUGAAGAAACACCUGGCAGUUCAUACGGGGGAGAAGCCAUAUUCAUGUUCCUUAUGUGGAAAAUGUUUUUCACUGCUGCAAAGUUUAAAAUCACAUCAGAAAACACAUGCUGGUGUGAGAGCACAUGUGUGCUUUGAGUGUGGAAAGACUUUUACUUUAGCAAGCUAUUUAAAACUGCACCAGAGGAUCCACACUGGAGAGAAACCUUACAAGUGUUCACACUGUGAUAAGAGAUUCAUUCAGUCAUCAAACCUGAAAACACACGAGAAGGUCCACACUGGAGAGAAACCUCACAAGUGUGAUAAGUGCGGAAAGAGCUUCUCUUUUAAAAGUCGUCUAAAGCUACACAUGAAGAUCCAUACAGUACAGACACUGAGCAAUAAAGUCACUUCUGUGUAAGACAGUUUCCUAACAGCCACAAUUAGUGACAGAACAUUUUGUUGGUUAUUUGGAAAGUAUGUUAUUAUUAUGAGCUACUAAGUCAUUAUUAUUAUUAUUAGAAAGUUUCUCUUUCUAAUGACUCGCAUCAAAUCUACGAAUGGUUUUAACAGGUGUUAUUCAAUGAUUAAAGCUUCUGUUAAUGCACAACACUUAUGCAGGUAUAAGGUUAGGCUCAGGUUUGGUGUAUGUGUGAUUAUAAGCUUGGAUAUGGGGUCAACAAGUGUACAGGGGUCAAUUUGAAUACCAUAAGGGAACACGAUUUAAUUUGUUUAUAUUGCAUUGCUUUGAUAAAAGAAGUAUUUUAACCUCUUGAUGUUUCUCAAGGAAUAUUCUGUUUAAUGAUACACAAUGCUAUACUAAUGUGUGGAGAAGAUAAACUCAUGUUUUGCACCCAAA